AUGAGGAAAGGAGAGACAACAGUACCUCUGCUGACCCCAUACAAGAUGGGAAACUUUAAUCUAUCUCAUAGGAUAGUGUUGGCACCGUUAACGCGAUCAAGGUCUUACAACUUUGUUCCUCAGCCUCAUGCUGUUCUGUAUUAUUCUCAAAGAACUACUAAGGCUGCCUUCUUGAUUGGAGAAGCUUCUGGUGUCUCUCCCACCGCACAAGGGUACCCAAAUACCCCUGGAAUAUGGACAAGGGAACAAGUGGACGCAUGGAAGCCAAUUGUGAAAGGAGUUCAUGAAAAAGGAGGCAUCUUUUUCUGUCAACUUUGGCAUGCCGGAAGAGUAUCCAAACAUGAGUUUCAGGCACAAGGUAAACCCCCAAUAUCAUGCACAGACAAGCGCCUUCGAAAAGAUAUUGCCAACAAUGCUGCUGCAGCUCAUGAAUACCCACCUCCUCGCAGGCUGAGCACCGAUGAAAUUCCAAUGAUUGUGAAUGAUUUUAAAAUUGCUGCAAUGAAUGCAAUGGAAGCAGGUUUUGAUGGAGUUGAGAUACACGGAGCUAAUGGAUACUUGUUGGAUCAAUUCCUAAAGGACAAAGUGAACGAUAGGGAUGACCAGUAUGGAGGUAGCUUAGAGAAUCGUUGUCGCUUCCCACUUGAAGUUGUGAAGGCAGUUGCAGAUGAGAUUGGAGCUGACAAGGUUGGUGUGAGGUUGUCCCCUUUCGCGGAUUAUAAUGAUUGCGAAGACAGUGACCCUCAAGGAUUAGGCAUUUACAUGGCUGAAUCAUUGAAUCAAUUGGGCAUUCUGUACUGUCAUAUGAUUGAGCCAAGGAUGGUGACACAAUUUAACAAAUCCAACACCACCAAAUGGUCAUUGAUGCCUAUUAGGAAGGCUUUCAAAGGGACAUUUAUUGUUGCUGGAGGUUAUGAUCGCAGUGAAGGGAACAGCGCCAUAGCAUCCGGUGCUGCUGAUUUGGUGGCUUAUGGAAGACUCUUUCUGGCAAAUCCAGAUCUCCCUAAAAGAUUUGAAUUGAAUGUCGAUGACUACAACCACCCUGAUCCAACCACAUUUUAUUCACAUCACCCUGUCAUUGGAUAUACUGAUUAUCCAUUUCUACAAAAUACUACUACCAACUAG
Messenger RNA from Vicia faba (fava bean), 1125 nucleotides. Lineage: Eukaryota; Viridiplantae; Streptophyta; Magnoliopsida; Fabales; Fabaceae. The record is from the annotation of a GenBank genome assembly.